This is a messenger RNA of Octodon degus (degu), 1194 nucleotides long. RefSeq names its product translocase of inner mitochondrial membrane 50 (gene Timm50). Bases 26 to 1087 code for a protein of 353 amino acids. The transcript is spliced from 11 exons. Gene Ontology annotation, molecular function: phosphoprotein phosphatase activity. The record is from RefSeq and is a predicted model, not a curated record. Lineage: Eukaryota; Metazoa; Chordata; Mammalia; Rodentia; Octodontidae.
GGGGCCUCAUGGCGUCAGAGCAAAGAUGGCGGCCUCAGCGGCGCUGUUCUCGCGCUUGCGGAACGGGCUUCGGUUCGGCGCGCGGGGGCUGUGCACAAGGCUGGCGACACCGCCCUCCCGGACCACAGAACAGGCUACAGAGAUCGGGAGCCAUGGGGGUGCUAAAGCCCAGGGGUCACAGCAGCAGUCAAGCUCUGAAGGCCCCAGCUAUGCUAAAAAAGUUGCACUCUGGCUUGCGGGUUUGCUGGGAGCCGGCGGAACUGUGAGCAUCAUCUAUAUUUUUGGAAACAACCCUGUGGAUGAAACUGGUGCCAAGAUUCCUGAUGAGUUCGACAAUGAUCCGAUUCUCAUUCAGCAGUUGCGUCGGACAUACAAAUAUUUCAAAGAUUAUAGACAGAUGAUCAUUGAGCCCACCAGCCCUUGCCUUCUCCCAGACCCUCUGCGGGAGCCGUACUACCAGCCACCCUACACGCUCGUUCUGGAGCUCACUGGUGUCCUCUUGCACCCUGAGUGGUCGCUGGCUACUGGCUGGAGGUUUAAGAAGCGCCCAGGCAUCGAAACCUUGUUCCAGCAGCUUGCCCCUUUGUACGAAAUUGUCAUCUUCACUUCGGAGACCGGCAUGACGGCGUUUCCACUCAUUGAUAGCGUGGACCCUCAUGGCUUCAUCUCCUAUCGCUUGUUCCGGGACGCCACGAGAUACAUGGAUGGGCACCAUGUGAAGGACAUUUCGUGUCUGAAUCGGGAUCCAGCCCGCGUGGUCAUUGUGGACUGCAAGAAAGAAGCCUUCCGCCUACAGCCCUACAAUGGUGUUGCCCUGCGACCAUGGGACGGCAAUUCCGAUGACCGGAUCUUAUUGGACCUGUCUGCCUUCCUUAAGACCAUUGCACUGAACCAGGUGGAGGAUGUCCGGACCGUACUGGAGCACUAUGCCCUGGAAGAUGACCCGUUGGAGGCUUUCAAACAGCGACAGAACCAGCUUGAGCAGGAGGAGCAGCAGCGCCUAGCGGAGCUCUCCAAGUCCAACAAGCAGAACCUCUUCUUCAGCUCUCUCACCAGCCGCUUGUGGCCUCGCUCCAAACAGCCCUGACUGCUGGGCAUCCUCAAACUCAGUGCCUGGGUCCACUGGGCCCCAGGGCUGCCAGACUAAGGGUGGGGCAGCCACAGGUCCAAUAAAGUGCAUCCCAGAUGUCACAA